UGUUCUAAACUUGGUCUUCUCUUCUGGAUCCACAGACUCUGUCAGGCUGGAGAACGGAUCCAGUCUGUGUUCAGGCAGGCUGGAGGUGAAGUCCAACAACUCGUGGUCCUCCGUGUGUGAAGAUGACUUUGACCUGCUGGAUGCAGAGGUGGUCUGUAGGGAGCUGGACUGUGGGGCUCCUUCAGUCCUCCAGGGGGCGCUCUAUGGAGAAGCAGAAGCUCCCAUAUUGAGCAGAGAGUUUUUCUGUGAAGGUCAUGAGUCUGUUCUUCUGGACUGUGGAAGCUCAUGGAGGAAAACAAAAGCCUGUCCACCUGACAAAGCUGUUGGACUCACCUGCUCAGACUCUGUCAGGCUGGAGAACGGAUCCAGUCGGUGUUCAGGCAGGCUGGAGGUGAAGUCCAACAACUGGUGGUCCUCCGUGUGUGAAGAUGACUUUGACCUGCUGGAUGCAGAGGUGGUCUGUAGGGAUCUGGGCUGUGGGGCUCCUUCAGUCCUCCAGGGGGCGCUCUAUGGAGAAGCAGAAGCUCCCAUAUUGAGCAGAGAGUUUCUCUGUGAAGGUCAUGAGUCUGUUCUUCUGGACUGUGGAAGCUCAUGGAGGAAAACAAAAGCCUGUCCACCUGACAAAGCUGUUGGACUCACCUGCUCAGACUCUGUCAGGCUGGAGAACGGAUCCAGUCGGUGUUCAGGCAGGCUGGAGGUGAAGUCCAACAACUCGUGGUCCUCCGUGUGUGAAGAUGACUUUGACCUGCUGGAUGCAGAGGUGGUCUGUAGGGAGCUGGGCUGUGGGGCUCCUUCAGUCCUCCAGGGGGCGCUCUAUGGAGAAGCAGAAGCUCCCAUAUUGAGCAGAGAGUUUCUCUGUGAAGGUCAUGAGUCUGUUCUUCUGGACUGUGGAAGCUCAUGGAGGAAAACAAAAGCCUGUCCACCUGACAAAGCUGUUGGACUCACCUGCUCAGAUCCUGUGAGACUGAUGGGAUCGAGUCGUUGUUCUGGUGAACUCCAGAUGAAAAUCGGAGGAGAAUGGAGAGCUGUUGACGCCCGGAUAUUUCUAACAACACAGACAUUAGCAUCUGUGUGCAACAACCUUAAGUGUGGAUCCUACGUUUCAUUGACAACUAAACAACUUCCAAGAGAAAAGCCAGUUUUCUGGAUUAUAUCUCUCUGCUUUGAUGAAUUUCCACUAAAUUUGGAGGAAUGUGUGUAUGAAGAUACAGUGAGCAGCAACACGAUGGAAAUCACCUGCUCAGACUCUGUCAGGCUGGAGAACGGAUCCAGUCGGUGUUCAGGCAGGCUGGAGGUGAAGUCCAACAACUCGUGGUCCUCCGUGUGUGAAGAUGACUUUGACCUGCUGGAUGCAGAGGUGGUCUGUAGGGAGCUGGGCUGUGGGGCUCCUUCAGUCCUCCAGGGGGCGCUCUAUGGAGAAGCAGAAGCUCCCAUAUUGAGCAGAGAGUUUCUCUGUGAAGGUCAUGAGUCUGUUCUUCUGGACUGUGGAAGCUCAUGGAGGAAAACAAAAGCCUGUCCACCUGACAAAGCUGUUGGACUCACCUGCUCAGAUCCUGCUACUGUGAGACUGAUGGGAUCGAGUCGUUGUUCUGGUGAACUCCAGGUGAAAAUCGGAGGAGAAUGGAGAGCUGUUGAUGCCGGGGAAUUUAUAAGAUCACAGACAAUAAUUACAUCUGUGUGCAAGAACCUGAAGUGUGGACCCCACGUUUCAUCGACGACUAAACAACUUCCAAGAGAAAAGACAGUUUUCCAGAUUGGGUCUACCUGCUUUGAUGAAUUUCCACUAAAUAUGGAAAAAUGUGUGUAUUACGAUACAAUGAGCAGCAACACAUUGGAAAUCACCUGCUUAGACUCUGUCAGGCUGGAGAACGGAUCCAGUCGGUGUUCAGGCAGGCUGGAGGUGAAGUCCAACAACUGGUGGUCCUCCGUGUGUGAAGAUGACUUUGACCUGCUGGAUGCAGAGGUGGUCUGUAGGGAGCUGGGCUGUGGGGCUCCUUCAGUCCUCCAGGGGGCGCUCUAUGGAGAAGCAGAAGCUCCCAUAUUGACCAGAGAGUUUCUCUGUGAAGGUCAUGAGUCUGUUCUUCUGGACUGUGGAAGCUCAUGGAGGAAAACAAAAGCCUGUCCACCUGACAAAGCUGUUGGACUCACCUGCUCAGACUCUGUCAGGCUGGAGAACGGAUCCAGUCGGUGUUCAGGCAGGCUGGAGGUGAAGUCCAACAACUCGUGGUCCUCCGUGUGUGAAGAUGACUUUGACCUGCUGGAUGCAGAGGUGGUCUGUAGGGAGCUGGGCUGUGGGGCUCCUUCAGUCCUCCAGGGGGCGCUCUAUGGAGAAGCAGAAGCUCCCAUAUUGAGCAGAGAGUUUCUCUGUGAAGGUCAUGAGUCUGUUCUUCUGGACUGUGGAAGCUCAUGGAGGAAAACAAAAGCCUGUCCACCUGACAAAGCUGUUGGACUCACCUGCUCAGACUCUGUCAGGCUGGAGAACGGAUCCAGUCGGUGUUCAGGCAGGCUGGAGGUGAAGUCCAACAACUCGUGGUCCUCCGUGUGUGAAGAUGACUUUGACCUGCUGGAUGCAGAGGUGGUUUGUAGGGAGCUGGGCUGUGGGGCUCCUUCAGUCCUCCAGGGGGCGCUCUAUGGAGAAGCAGAAGCUCCCAUAUUUAGCAGAGAGUUUCUCUGUGAAGGUCAUGAGUCUGUUCUUCUGGACUGUGGAAGCUCAUGGAGGAAAACAAAAGCCUGUCCACCUGACAAAGCUGUUGGACUCACCUGCUCAGACUCUGUCAGGCUGGAGAACGGAUCCAGUCGGUGUUCAGGCAGGCUGGAGGUGAAGUCCAACAACUGGUGGUCCUCCGUGUGUGAAGAUGACUUUGACCUGCUGGAUGCAGAGGUGGUCUGUAGGGAGCUGGGCUGUGGGGCUCCUUCAGUCCUCCAGGGGGCGCUCUAUGGAGAAGCAGAAGCUCCCAUAUUGAGCAGAGAGUUUCUCUGUGAAGGUCAUGAGUCUGUUCUUCUGGACUGUGGAAGCUCAUGGAGGAAAACAAAAGCCUGUCCACCUGACAAAGCUGUUGGACUCACCUGCUCAGAUCCUGCUAUUGUGAGACUGAUGGGAUCGAGUCGUUGUUCUGGUGAACUCCAGGUGAAAAUCGGAAGAGAAUGGAGAGCUGUCUAUGCCCGGGAUUUUCUAAGAACAGAGACAAUAAUUACAUCUGUGUGCAAAACCCUGAAGUGUGGAUCCCACGUUUCAUUGACAACUAAACAACUUCCAAGAGAAAAGACAGUUUUCCAGAUUAGUUCUACCUGUUUUGAUAAAUUUCCACUAAGUAUGGAGGAAUGUUUGUAUUUUGAUACAAUGAGCAGCGACACGAUGGAAAUCACCUGCUCAGACUCUGUCAGGCUGGAGAACGGAUCCAGUCGGUGUUCAGGCAGGCUGGAGGUGAAGUCCAACAACUGGUGGUCCUCCGUGUGUGAAGAUGACUUUGACCUGCUGGAUGCAGAGGUGGUCUGUAGGGAGCUGGGCUGUGGGGCUCCUUCAGUCCUCCAGGGGGCGCUCUAUGGAGAAGCAGAAGCUCCCAUAUUGAGCAGAGAGUUUCUCUGUAAAGGUCAUGAGUCUUCUCUCCUGGACUGCAACCACCCCAGACUAGAGAGAAGCUCCUCAUCAGACAAAGUUGUUGACCUCACCUGUUCAGGAAUCAUCCGCCUGGAGGGAGACGUCAGUCACUGUGCUGGAACACUGGAGAUGUUUUACGGUGGAGAAUGGGGACCAGUAGCUGCUUCUACCUGGAGCCGGGACUCCGCCUCUGCAGUGUGCGCUCAGCUGGGUUGUGGUUCUGCUCUGUCUACUAGAAGCAAAGACAACUUCCUGAACAGAUCAGUGUGGUGGAUCCAGCCUCCGUGUGGCCCAUCACUGGAAGACUGUAAUAUUAUGCGUUGGGAUGAUCAAAGCCAAUCUACUCUUGAAAUAAUCUGUUCAGUUUCUGUGGUGGGUUUGAUGAUCCGUUGGGUUGUCGUCUCGGUGGGUUUGAUGGCGAUGAUCCUCGUCACCUGCUUCUACGCCACGGUACUGAACACACAACCUGCACGGCAAAUACAGGACCUGAAGUAUUUUAUAGUGAUGGUGAAUUGUUGUCUUUUAGAAAACCAGACGGAGAACACGAGAGGAACCGAGACGUUCCUGAUGGUUCUGGUUCUGGAGGCUGUACAGAGGAGAGGACUGCAGUGUGAAGGAAAGAAUGAACAGUCCAGGCUGCAGCUGUAGAACUCUGCAUUACAUUACCAAUAGAUUCAAUAAGCAUCAAUAUUAACAUUUGACCCCAAACAAUAUUAAAGAUGAAACUAAUGAGUAAACUAGCUC
Molecule: messenger RNA, 4342 nt
Organism: Oryzias latipes (Japanese medaka)
Lineage: Eukaryota; Metazoa; Chordata; Actinopteri; Beloniformes; Adrianichthyidae
Source: RefSeq, a predicted model, not a curated record